GAGUGUUCAGCGUAACAAACUGGAGUGAUAGAUUCUCUUUUUUCAAUGCUCAAAAUAAUGAAACUGGAUUUUCAUGCGCUUAUGAUGAUAAUUUCCAUUCAAGCAGCUUCAUGAAAGACUUGGAUUUACCUCCAGUAAGAAUGAGCAUGUUGUCAGUAAAAGAGAGCAACGAAGGUGAUGUAGAAUGCGUGAACGAUGCCGUGGAAGAAAACAUUUUUUAUUUCACUUCAUCUUCGAUCAAACUAAAUAAUAAGAAGAAGAACAUGGGAUUCAGAGUCAGACCUAAGCUGGCCUCUGCUCACGCAGUCCUAUCGUCCAAGUUAGAAGAUCCAAUAGAAAUGCAGACACUUGAGGAAACAGAUAAUAUGAUACCAGAACCUCUCGAACAUGUUUGUGUGGAUCCCCUACCAAUGCCUGCUGAAGAAAUGACCAUGGACAAGGAUAUGGAGGAAAAGAGAGUGAAAGAGAGAGUGAUGGCAGGAAAACCUUAUGUCAAAGAGGGUUUCAGGAUGGAGCUUAAUUCAGCAACUAGAAAAAGCUUAUGGAAGGGGAAGUUUGAACUCAAGGAGAGAAUAAAGGAAGGAAUGCAGGAGAGACUGUGCGGAAGUCUGGAGAGUAUCGAUGAGGGGAACGAGAGAGAGUUGAGUGAGAACCAAAGGCAAAGGAGGAUAAGUUGGGUUUCAAAACAAAGAGAUGCACAAACAUUGGGGGCAUCAACGGAUGGAGAGAAUUCUAUGGACAGAAGUAUUGAGAAAGAGGACCAGAUAGACAAUAGGGAAAUGAAAGACUGUGUUCGUCAUCCUUUCCUCUCUCGGGUUCUCCUACAUUCCUCGGCUUCAUCCUCAUCCUCCUUCAACUCCUCAGCAGAGAGUGAUGAUGUCUUUAGUGAGGGGGAGGAUAAUACUGCUGCCCGGAGGAAGACAAUGAGGAGGUGUCAAUCUUGGAGAACAUUUCUGACCAUAAUGCAGUGGUCAAAGUGCACACCGAGAUCAUGGAUCCAACUGGCUGGUCACCAAGGUAAUGUCAAGCUGAGCAAGGGUGGGGAGGUGCUCAAGAGGUUUUGUGAUGUGGAAGACUACUGUCUGCAGGCCCUCAUGUCUGACAAUCUCUGUCAGUUUGUGCCUCAUUAUUUUGGGCACAUCAGUCAGGACGGAGAGCAAUACAUCCGUCUAGAAGACCUGCUGAGCGGCCUCAAACAUCCUGUUAUCAUGGACUGCAAAAUGGGUGUCCGGACUUACCAAGAGGAGGAGAUCAUAAAAGCCAGGAAUAAUGCCAGCGUGCGGACUGAUAUGUAUCAGAAGAUGUUGAAAGCUGAUCCAGCAGCUCCCACUGUGAAAGAACACGCUCAGAGAGGCGUGACAAAGCUGCGUUACCUGCAGUGGAGGGAUGACAGCAGUACUACCUCUACACUGGGCUUCCGCAUCGAGGGCAUAGUGAUGGGGAAUAGGAAAGUAUUACGGAACUUCUACAAGACGCAAACAGAUGCCCAAGUGACAGAAACACUGUUAUCCUUCACCAGGAGUCAGGUUCACAUUCUUAAGGCCUACAUAUCCAGAUUACAGGCUCUGAAUGAAACGCUAAAGCAGUCAACAUUUUUCAGCAAGCACGAGAUCAUAGGAAGCUCUCUGCUUUUUGUGCAUGACUCCAGCAGCAAAGCAAACAUAUGGAUGAUAGAUUUUGGGAAAACUAUCCCGACCCCAGAGGAUGUCCAUCUGAGGCAUGAUGUUCCAUGGGUGGAGGGAAACAGGGAGGAUGGGUACCUCAUUGGGUUGACCUCCCUAAUCUCUCUGCUGGGGGAAGCUAUCAGAAAAGCAGGGGAGCAAAGUCAAGAGCAACCACUUUCAGACUGAGCUCACAGAGACUGUAAUAAAUAACAUGAAAUCGAUGAGUUCACAUCAGAUCCAGCUAUAGACUCUAUAGAAACAGCCUGUUUAAAAAAAUGCCUUACAAGUAUGUUAAAAUAAACAAUCUUUAGAUACCUGAAAAGGUUGGAUGACUGGAUCCUCAAUUCUGGUCCUAGAGUUAUCGCUUAAUGGAACAGUUCACGACUGUGAAUGACUCAGUUUUGUCUGUGGAACACACAGGAAGGAAUUUAAAGGAUUUAAAUAAAUAGAUAAGACUUAAAAGCUUUAAAACGCACCCAAAGUAUCAUGAAAAUAGUCCAUAAGACUUGUGCAUCACAUUCUAGUCUUUUAAAGGCAUAUGAUAGCUUUUGGUGAGAAAUAACCCGAAAUGUAUGUUUUUUCACUGCAGUUUGUCUUAUUUUCUAAACAUACAAACAUUCUCAGAAAAAAAAAAGAAAAAAAAAACUUGAGAAGCAGAAUGGGUUUAAGAUAUUAAGUCUUGUUUUCACAGAAAUAUAAAAAGGAUUCACUUUUUAAAACAAAGACAAGAUAUAAAUUCUGUCUUUCCUGAGGUCCACUGAUAAUGUUAGUAAUAUUUUUUUUUAUUAAAACAGUCAUAAUUUAUUAAUAUAUGAUAAUUUUCUACCUUAUCUCUGGCCCUCUGUCUGAAACGCUUGCUUUUGGCAUAAACACCUCCUUAAAACUUCAACGUAAAUGCCCACUGUUCUAAUUGGCUUAUAUUGUGCAGCCCCAGAAUAGAAUGAACAAGCUCCACAACAUCAUAAAACAAAAUUUCUGGGGUUAUACGCACAUCCAACAUAUUGAAUCUGAAUAUAUGAAAUGGUUCUUUUUAACCACAGCUGUUAACACUCGCACCCUGUUUACAACGGACUCGAGGGUUGCGUUGCAUCCUGUCAAAAGUAAUAGAAUCAAAGAUGCUGUGUAGUGUGUACCAUGGAAACAUCUGUUGUGGCAAGUCUAAUUUUGCUCUGCACGCUCUAACGCUACUACUUCCAACAACAAAUAAACGGUUUAGAAAGUCUGUGUCGAAACGCCCAGUGUAGCACCAUAAACUAUCAAUCAACCAUGACGUGAAAUAUUCAUGACUGGAUUUGUAUACUUACUGUUUUGCAUUGGGUCCAAAUGUUUUUAACUGCCCCAUCCUUCAAUUCCUUUGCAAAUUCCAUCCUUUAAUUCCUUUUCAGUUCCUUUGCACAGCUUAAAUAGAUUUAUGACCAUUUCACAAGCAAUCCACAUUGAUAUGAGCUGAAAAAAACAUGCAAUCGAUGCUGAAAUACACUGAAGACACAUUCACAUAACACAUACAUAGUCCAAAGCAUAGUGUAAACUUGCUGCACACACAUCCAGUAUCCAUUAUCAUCCAGCACUGAAAUGCACAUCGUCGGAGAUGCAUCUAAGUGGUUAAAGACAUCCAUCCAGCGCAUGAUUUCAUACACCAACAAUUGUAUCAGCUAGAUGCCCAUCUGCUAUCUAGCGCAGAUGGGCGAAAGACAGCAAGAGGCAGCAGCUGAAUGACAGAGAAUGGAUUCUCCUCUUCAGAGUUGUAACUUGACACCACAUCUUAUAAAAGCACCCCGAGAUAUGUAUCAAGAGGUCAAAGACAUCUGUUCAUGCAUGUUAAAAUACAAAAAUAGUCCAGAUGGGUCCCAUUUGGUGUUCAGGAAUAAUUAGGACACAGUAGGCCUUGUUUGUCCCUCUCUAUCAGUUUACAAACUGAAGCAUCAAGUGGGCGGGGCCAAGGGUGCAUUGAUGUAAAAGUAGGCAUUGAUGUUUUUGAGUUGUAGAGGUAGUCAUGAAUUAAAGAGCCCCCAAAUGAUGUUUGGAAGUCGCAGAAGUACAGAAAAAGGCCUUUUUGCAGCUUGGUUUCAAUAAAUGCUUUUAUUGCCUUAGGAUUACAUUUUGUGUUCUGAAAUUUACAGUAUAUGUUUAUAGUAGAAAGAACUUUUAUAUGUCAAAAUACCAAGGAAAAUUUGAUUCCUCAUGACAUGUCCUGUUUAAAGGAGAGCCAUAUGUAGCCAUCAGGGCUGGACUUGUAAUCUGGCAUACUGGGCAUUUUCCCGGUGGGCCAAUGCACUUUGAGGCCAAUCAGGAGAGGACUGGCCAUCGGGAGAACCGAGGGGUCUGGUAGGUCGGCCGCGAUAAGCUAAUAUGAGCUGCCGCGUUAUGUAGUACGGACCACAAUUCGGCGCUGUGCGAUAUGCAGAAAUGGAUAGCGAACAGCCAUAUUUGAAUAUCAGAGUUCACUGAACUUGAACUUUGGUAUGCAGAAUACAAAAGUUCUUAGUUUUUGCUGUGCCGCAUUCAGAUGCAUAUGAAUGGAAGUGAAUGGAGCUAGUGUGUCUAGUGUGGCGGGGGAGAGUACCGUUUCUGUAGUGAAUGUUAGGUAUUAUUAUUUUUUCUAAAUGCAGCUAACUUGUUAUGCCAUUUUGGUAUCAUACAUUUACAUAUAACGUUACCAUUGUGAUGCAUACCAUUCAUAUUUUUACACAGAGAAUAUAGCAUGUAUUUGAUGAAAAUACAUACAAUUUUGACCUAGCUAACUAAUAUAUACCUGUAUUAUGGUGUCAAAAUAAAAUGUGUAAAAAUGAACCUGGCAUCCUCAAUGAUUCCUUUUCUCUUUGACAACAAAGCACUUGAAAUGUGACGCACUCGUAAUUAAGACUACUGAAGUGGGAAGUUGAAUCAUUUCUACAGCAUAAUAAACUGAUGCGUUGAAUCAGGUGUUGGAUAGAUUGGGGAUCCUACAAGAUCAGGAUUGGAAAAACUUUCUAUUGUCCAGACCAUUAAGGUGAAGCACUUAACAGUAUUAAUAAGACACU
Molecule: messenger RNA, 4684 nt
Organism: Xyrauchen texanus (razorback sucker)
Lineage: Eukaryota; Metazoa; Chordata; Actinopteri; Cypriniformes; Catostomidae
Product: inositol-trisphosphate 3-kinase A
Exons: 8
Coding region: 111-1850 (579 amino acids)
Biological process (GO): inositol phosphate biosynthetic process
Cellular component (GO): cytoplasm; nucleus
Molecular function (GO): inositol tetrakisphosphate kinase activity; inositol-1,4,5-trisphosphate 3-kinase activity
Source: RefSeq, a predicted model, not a curated record